This is a messenger RNA of Megalobrama amblycephala (Wuchang bream), 1135 nucleotides long. Its product is annotated as serine/threonine-protein kinase pim-3-like. Gene Ontology annotation, molecular function: ATP binding; protein serine/threonine kinase activity. The transcript has 7 exons. NCBI's taxonomy places the organism in Eukaryota, Metazoa, Chordata, Actinopteri, Cypriniformes, Xenocyprididae. Bases 151 to 825 code for a protein of 224 amino acids. The record is from RefSeq and is a predicted model, not a curated record. Gene Ontology annotation, biological process: negative regulation of apoptotic process; protein autophosphorylation; regulation of mitotic cell cycle. Gene Ontology annotation, cellular component: cytoplasm.
GUGGACUUGACAACUGAGGACAACAUUCUGAGCCGGUAUGAAAUCGGCAGAAAGCUUGGUGAGGGAGGAUUCGGAUCUGUCUAUGAAGGGAAACGCUUGGAGGAUGACCUUGAGGUGGCAGUGAAAUUUGUCCAAAAAACACCAGAAGACAUGGAAUACAUCAACAUUCCUGGUCAUCCCACACCCCUUCCAUUAGAGGUCGGCCUGUUAACUCUUGUUAACAAGGGUCCUAAAGUUCCAGAGAUCAUCGAGCUGCUGGAGUGGCAGGACCAACCUGACCAAUACAUCAUGGUCUUGGAGCGUCCCCAGUCCUGCCAAGAUCUGUGGGAUUUUCUGAACAAUCACGACGGCAUCCUCAAUGAGGACACAGCACGGUUUAUAAUGACGCAGGCAACAAUGGCCGCUCACGUGUGCUGUCGUCGUGGAGUUUUCCACAGUGACAUUAAACUGGAGAACCUGCUGGUCAACACCGAAACACUCGAGGUCAAACUGAUCGACUUCGGGUGCGGGGAUCUCCUGCAAGAAUCCGCCUAUGACGUCUUCUGUGGCACAGAUGAGUACUGCCCACCUGAGUACAACACAGACGGCAAGUACCACGGUAAACCAGCUACUGUGUGGUCUCUGGGAGUGCUCUUAUUCGUGUUGGUCUGUGGACGCUUUCCAGAACCCAACGACCUGGAGAUGAUUUAUGAUGGCAUCUGGUCUGAGCCUGGCUUGUCAAACGAAUGCUGCCAGCUGAUUCGAUCCCUCCUGCAGAAAAACCCAAGCCAGCGGAUUGAUUUGAGGAAAAUCAUUUUCCAUGAAUGGUUUAAGGUCACUGAAUAAGACAUGAAUAUGAAAAUAGUGCACAUGAAAUGGAAACUUUAGAGUUCCUUGAGUCAGCAUAUCAUCUGGUGUCCUGACACAAGUGCCAUCCCUCCCUCCAUGCAUUGGCUGGUGAGCCUUGGCUUGUGGCAGUAAUACAAGCAUCUGGCGAUAUCACUUGUCUAGGAACAGUACAAAAAUCCCCCAUCACAGCCGACUUUAAGCAGAGCUGCAUGUCAGAAUUCCUCUCUUGGCUGCAGCAGAAGUUCAUGUGAAAGCUGUUCCUUCCACGGCCCACUCCAAAGGAUCCUGCACUGGAUGUCACAGAAAU